AUGACGAAACCCGCCCAUGAGCUCGACUCUAUACCGGUUCCAGCCCAGCAACCUGCUUCUGGUGGCGGUGCCGUGUCUCCGAGCGACGCUUCUGCCUCGUCUGCGCCUACGUCUGCGUCUGCACCACCACCCCAAAAGACCCCUCCUCUUCACCAACGUGCUCCUACUAACGGUGCCGCCGCCGCCGUUAUUACCCCGCCGGCCAGUCCCCCCGUGCCAAGACCUGUCGACGAACAAGACGAAUCCCACUCCAUCUUUUCCCCUGCUGCUACUACGACUACUACGACUACCACAACCACAACCGCCGCCACCACUCACACGGCUGAUUCUGCAACGGCCCCUCCUAGUGACGACACAUGCUCAUUGGCGCAGUCGCAGACGAGCACGAACUACAGUUCUCGCCAGGAGUACAUGGACAGUUUGGUCCCGCCAUCCCAAGACCAAUUUGAAAAGAUUGCAGAGGUACAGCGCACACGCGAGGAGGAGCUAAAGAGGAAUAAGUCGAAGCGCCAGACCCAACACCUCCACGACCACUUUCACAACAUUCGGCGCUCGCAGGACGGACAAGGUGACGCUUCCGGGAACAUUUUCGACGAAGCGCAAAUAAUGUCGCAAGAUCCACCACCAGCUUCAACCAAAGAGAGUGAACAGGACGACAGCGAGGCGAUCAACAGGGCCGCGGCGCUGAUCCAACGCAACUACCGGGGUUAUCGCGUGCGGAGAGAGAUGCAGGGCAUGGGACUAAACGCAUCGACGAGAUGGGUCUCGGCCAUUGAUGAGCUGCAGUUCCGCGAGCUGAACCGGCCGCGCGCAAAGAGCUCCGUCGGCGCUGCUGCUUUGUCUCCCACCGGCGACAGACACAGCGUGCUUUCGAGAGAUGAUGAGGGCGGCAUGAGUCGUCCGUCGACAGCCCGUGAGAAUUGGAGGAAGGCGGCGACGAUUGCGCGGCGUGCGGGCCACGACGACGUCGAGUCCGACUCAGACUCCUCUGCGUCCUCGUCUGAAUCAGAUACGCCCGAGAAGAGGGCCGAGAAAAAGAAGAAGCGCGAGGAGGCCGUGGCGCGGCGAAAGAAGGAUUCCAAGAUGAUGGGGUUGCAGUAUUUCCUGGAGAUGGUUGACCUCAAGCAUCGCUACGGGAGUAACUUGCGCGUGUACCACGAGGAAUGGAAAAAGUCCGACACCACGGAGAACUUUUUCUACUGGCUCGAUUACGGCGGCGGUAAGAAUGUCGAAAUGGAGGCGUGUCCCCGCGAUCGUCUCGAGAGAGAACAGGUGCGAUACCUGUCCCGUGAGGAGAGGCAAUUCUACCUCGUGCAAGUCGACGACGAGGGACGGCUGUGCUGGGCCAAGAAUGGCGCGCGCAUCGACACGACCGAGGCAUUCAAGGACAGCAUCCACGGCAUCGUGCCCGCAGACGACCCGACGCCGGCGUGGUCGCAGAACAACACCCCGCAAACAUCCCCCGGAGCCGAAGCCGCCGACGAUAGCCGCUCCGAAUCCUCGGUAGAGUCAGCAUUGGAAGCAGAUCGCGCGGCAAAGUACGCCACGCCCGAGGUCGACGGCGCAACGGGCAUGAAGAAGGUAUCGCACAUCUCAGCAGCGACAAUCUUCAACAAGAUGCUGCGCAAGUCGGUCAAGAAGAACACCUGGAUCUUUGUCGCGGACACGAGCUUCCGGCUGUACGUGGGCAUCAAGUCGUCGGGCGCGUUUCAGCACUCGAGCUUCCUGCAGGGCAGCCGCAUCUCCUCGGCGGGUCUCAUCAAGAUCAAGGACGGGCGGCUGUCGAGCCUGUCGCCGCUCAGCGGGCACUACCGCCCUCCGGCGUCCAACUUCCGCGCCUUCGUCAAGAACCUCAAGGAGGCGAGCGUCGACACGUCACACGUGUCGAUAUCGAAAUCCUAUGCCGUGCUCGUCGGGCUCGAGGUCUACGUCAAGUCGCGGCAAAAGGGCAAGAAGGCGAUAGAGAAGAUGACGCACAAGAAGGAGAAGAUUAUGGAGCCUGAAGAGUUCCGGAAGCGCGAGGAAGAGGCCAAGGAUAAGAGCGAGAGCGCUGCCAAGGAGCGGAAAGUGCUCGAGAAGGAGGCCGAGGAGAGGGAGGAGAACAAGGCUGCGGUCAAGUUGCUGCGGAAGCUGAAUUUGGCGCCGCAGGUGCCGGCGGGCCAGAGGAGUGGUGAGGGUGAGGAGGAGGAGAGGGAGGAGCCUGUGAUGGAGACUUUGGCGGAGGAGAGGACUAGGGAGGACACGGCUGCAAAUUCUUCUGCUGCAGCUGCUCGUCCCACUGCUUCAUCUGCAAGGGCCUAG
Messenger RNA from Colletotrichum fioriniae, 2301 nucleotides. RefSeq lists its product as uncharacterized. The record is from RefSeq and is a predicted model, not a curated record. NCBI's taxonomy places the organism in Eukaryota, Fungi, Ascomycota, Sordariomycetes, Glomerellales, Glomerellaceae. Gene Ontology annotation, molecular function: protein binding.